Onychomys torridus (southern grasshopper mouse) is the source of this 3809-nucleotide messenger RNA. RefSeq names its product glycerol kinase (gene Gk). The record is from RefSeq and is a predicted model, not a curated record. Gene Ontology annotation, cellular component: mitochondrion. Gene Ontology annotation, molecular function: glycerol kinase activity. Gene Ontology annotation, biological process: glycerol-3-phosphate biosynthetic process; triglyceride metabolic process; glycerol metabolic process. Lineage: Eukaryota; Metazoa; Chordata; Mammalia; Rodentia; Cricetidae. The transcript is spliced from 21 exons. Bases 302 to 1981 code for a protein of 559 amino acids.
CCUCAGACUGGCACGCCGCGGGGCCUCUUUCUGUGGUUGCUCAUUGGCCGUCCGGGAAGACAGCGCCCCCUUUGCCGCGCCCCCGAAGCCUCGGGGAAUGCGGGCCGGGGCGGGGCCUGAGCCGCAGGGGCGGGGCGACGCGGCCCGGCGCGGGUAAAGGGGCUGCCUGGGAGCCGCGCGAGCCUUCAGCAGAAGCGCGCUGCUUCACCCUCGGCUCUCCCUACUCCGCCCUCCGCGCCCUCCACGGUCACCCGGGAGACCGGUCGUGUUAAGCACUCCGACCUGAAGCUGAGUGAUUUCCAUGGCAGCCGCGAAGAAAGCAGUUUUGGGGCCAUUGGUGGGAGCAGUGGACCAGGGUACCAGCUCAACACGUUUCUUGGUUUUCAAUUCAAAAACAGCUGAACUUCUUAGUCAUCAUCAAGUAGAAAUAAAACAGGAAUUCCCAAGAGAAGGAUGGGUAGAACAAGACCCGAAGGAAAUCCUGCAGUCUGUUUAUGAGUGUAUAGAGAAAACAUGUGAAAAACUUGGACAGCUCAAUAUUGAUAUUUCCAACAUCAAAGCCAUUGGUGUCAGCAACCAGAGGGAAACCACAGUAGUCUGGGACAAGCUGACUGGAGAGCCUCUCUACAAUGCCUUGGUGUGGCUUGACCUAAGAACCCAGUCUACCGUUGAGAACCUUAGUAAAAGAAUUCCAGGAAAUAAUAACUUUGUCAAGUCCAAGACAGGCCUUCCACUCAGCACUUACUUCAGUGCGGUGAAACUUCGUUGGCUCCUGGACAACGUGGGAACGGUUCAAAAGGCUGUGGAAGAAAAUAGAGCUCUUUUUGGGACCAUUGAUUCAUGGCUCAUUUGGAGUUUGACAGGGGGACUCAAUGGGGGUGUCCACUGUACAGAUGUAACAAAUGCGAGUAGGACGAUGCUUUUCAACAUCCAUUCUUUGGAAUGGGAUAAGGAACUCUGCGAAUUUUUUGGAAUUCCAAUGGAAAUUCUUCCCAAUGUCCGGAGUUCUUCUGAGAUCUAUGGCCUAAUGAAAAUCUCUCAUAGUCUGAAAGCUGGGGCCUUGGAAGGUGUGCCAAUAUCUGGGUGUUUGGGGGACCAGUCUGCUGCUUUGGUGGGACAAAUGUGCUUCCAGGAUGGACAGGCCAAAAACACGUAUGGAACAGGGUGCUUCUUACUAUGUAACACAGGCCGUAAGUGUGUAUUUUCUGAACAUGGCCUUUUGACCACCGUGGCUUAUAAGCUUGGCAGAGACAAACCUGUGUAUUAUGCAUUGGAAGGUUCUGUGGCUAUAGCUGGUGCUGUAAUCCGCUGGCUAAGAGACAACCUAGGAAUUAUUAAGUCCUCAGAGGAAAUUGAAAAACUUGCUAAAGAAGUAGGUACUUCUUAUGGCUGCUACUUUGUUCCAGCAUUUUCAGGAUUAUAUGCACCUUAUUGGGAGCCCAGUGCAAGAGGGAUCAUCUGUGGACUCACUCAGUUCACCAACAAAUGUCAUAUUGCUUUUGCUGCAUUAGAAGCUGUGUGUUUCCAAACCCGAGAGAUUUUGGAUGCCAUGAACCGCGACUGUGGAAUUCCACUCAGUCAUUUGCAGGUAGAUGGAGGAAUGACCAGCAAUAAGAUUCUUAUGCAGCUACAAGCAGACAUUCUGUAUAUUCCAGUAGUGAAGCCAUCCAUGCCUGAAACAACUGCUCUAGGAGCUGCCAUGGCGGCUGGAGCUGCAGAGGGUGUUGGUGUUUGGAGUCUUGAACCUGAGGAUUUGUCAGCUGUCACAAUGGAGCGGUUUGAACCUCAGAUCAAUGCUGAAGAAAGUGAAAUCCGUUAUUCCACAUGGAAGAAAGCUGUGAUGAAGUCAAUUGGUUGGGUCACAACUCAGUCUCCAGAAAGUGGUGACCCUAGUAUCUUCUGUAGUCUGCCUUUGGGCUUUUUUAUAGUGAGUAGCAUGGUAAUGUUAAUCGGAGCAAGGUACAUCUCAGGUAUCCCAUAACUAAUACCACCUCAUGGAUUCCCAAGAUGCAAGCUUUUUAUGUAAUAAGAAAAUCUGACAAUUCUGUCUCAUAAUGUAAUGAUGCUAUUCAUAGACUCUGAUUUUUUCAUAAACCACCUACUGCAUGAUCCUCCAAGUAGAUCUAUGGCCUGAAAUAAAGAAAAUGCACCAGAAAGAAUGCUCCAGAAACAUUUAGUGUUGUUGUUUCCCAUUGGCAGACAGUUAAGGUUGGGCCAGUUUCCUUUGGGGCUGACCCCUCCAUUGUUGUAAUCCUUUGCCCUCUAAGGUCUAGGAUGGGUUUAUAUCCUGUUCACUGGACUGUGUCAUCCAGUAUAUUCAGAUGCUCGUGAACCUGCAUUUGGUUCUCUUCACUACACGUGUGAGGAAGGGGUUUGCUAUUAACUUCUUCAAAAUGAGUGGCUUUUUGCUUGUUUGCUUUUAACAGAUCAAAUGUCUUCUUUUCUAUAUAUUAGAAGACCACAACAUCACUGAAUAUUUCAAUGGAAACUUCAAUGGAAACGUCUAAGGAAUUAUUAGAUAAUGAUUUGCUGUUCUGAUAACUUGGACAUUUUCUGAACAGUGUUUGCCAAAAUUGAAAAAAUUUUAGGUGUUUUACACUGUCUCACUAAUUAUGAUGGCUUUCUGUCUAGAUCUUACAAGAUAGAACACUUUCUUUUUCUGUUUUUUAUUUCUCCUUUUUAUAUUUUUUAUUCUGUAUGUAUAACAUACAUGCCUAUAUAUUUUAUAUACUGAGGGUAGCCCAUUUAUAAAUGAAGAGCACAUUAUAUUCAGUAAGUUAUAACAGGGCUGGUCUUAAAUGGACUACUAUGUAUAUAAAUUUGGGGGGAGAACAAGCUGUAUACAUUUUUGGGCAACGGUUAUGCAUAUUGUUUACCAGGAGAAAAUUUUUCUUAUAAAAUCCAACAUUUGAAAUUUAAGUAUAUAUUCAAUGUCAAUAAAAUAAAUGUACUAUAUUGUGAUUUUCACUAUAUUUCUUAUACUCUACCAUUUAAUGAUCUCAGCUGGAAGGAGAAAAAACUGUGGCAUAUAGCAGUCAAUACUGUUCUCAAAUAUCAGUACUGGUCCAAAUACAAUUGUUCCUUUGGGUCGAUGCUUUCCAUAUUUGAGAUGCUAUUGAGGAAUUGUCAUUAAUUAAAAAGCUAAGUAGAAAAAAUGUGUGAAUAAAGCCCAUAUUCUCUUUCAAAUGUUAUUACCUGUUAAUAAGAUGUUCUUGUUUUCUGGUAUGAUAAAAAAUCAUUUCUAUUUAAUGCCAUAACUGGUAAAAAAUUAUCAUUGCAAAUGCCUCACAGUGAAACCAAUAACUUUGCAAAUAUUUUGAAUUAUUUGUUAUAACUCACUAAUUUAGCUUCCUAACAUCACUUUUUAAAACAUAUUUGGUUUAUAGUAAAGAAAUAAUGUAGUAUGAAAAGAAAGCUUUCUAAUUAUUUCGUUUUAUCAGUUCAGAAUGGAAAAUAUUGAUAUAUUAAUAGAAAAGUUUUAUGUGAUAUCAUGGAGAUUCUAUUUACUGCUCUGAUUGUGCUGUUCCUAACUAUUGAAUCUUCUCGGUUUUACUGAUAUGGCUGCCACUUCAGUGGCAUAAAUAUAGGAAGGAACUGUGAAAUUAUUCUGGCAGUGACACUUUUAAACUUAGCUAUAUUUCUACAAAGCCAGGUUGCGCUAAUUGUAAAUAAUUGUGCAAAUCUCUGUUCAAGAAUUUUAAGAUGACAUUAAUUUUUUUACAAAAUACAAGAUUUAUAAAUGUUUGAAAUUGUACCCAUUGAUAACUAAUGGUAAAUUUACUUAAAAUAAAUUGACCCCUUAUUUCUUA